AGACCAGCAGCUACUGGGGUGGUGUUGGGGGAUGGGGUGCUCUCUCAGUAACUGGAGUUCCCCAAGGCUCCAUUGUUCCCUCCCCCGGGCCCCCACACUCCAGAACCCCCUCCACCAUGGGCCUACCCCACCACUAGCAGGUGAAGCAGUAGGCAGGAAGAAACCCCUAAAUGCAUUCGUGGCAGGGGAGGAGGGAAGGGAUCUAGGCAAAGAUGUGUCUCUGCCCCUCUAGCUGUCUGAGAGAGGAGACAUAGCCCCCAUCCUCUGCAAACUCCAAUCCGAGCAGAACUGGUCGGACAGGGAGUCCCUCUGAAUGCUGCAGUCAGCACAGGAUGCCCGACCCCUGCCUGGGGGCCAGCAGAGAUCCCUGUAGGGCUUCCUGUUCCCCAAAAGCAGCCCAGGCAGCCUGGAGGCUGGGAAGCCCCCCAUACACACACCUGCACACACGCACACACACACACAGGCCCCACCCUGGUUCUUGAUGAUUCCUUCCUCCUGCUGGCAGGGGCUGAGGCACUUCUGUAGAACCCACCUCCCAGAGGUGGCCCAGGUCCCAGGGCUGGGUUGAGCUGGCCUGUCCCAGGGCUGUACACCCUCCCUGCCCAGGUCUGAGGCCUCUGUGGGUGCUCCUGCCAGGGGCCAUGGCAGGUGGGCAGAGGAUGGAGAGGGCUGAAGAGGGUGUCAGCCCCCCCACCCCACCGCCGAUAGGACACUUCUGUACACUCACCAUGUCUGCCCUGAGCAGCCCCUUAUGUGCAGACACCCCAUGCGGUGGUCCGUGGGCACCGGGAUCCCACCAUUGGGAGGAUGGACCUUCCCCACCGCCCCUGGGAUGCCUCCUGGUGGGUCCACAUCGUGUGCAGGUGUGCGUGCUGCCAUCUACACGCGUGCCUGGGUCUAGGCGGUCAGAGGGCAUCUGUGCAUCUAUGCACAGCUCUGGGAAGCUGGUGAUCCGUGCUUGCUUGUGUGGUGGGAUGUGGGGUUUGUGUGCAUGUGUGUGAACUCUGAGAACCCGAGGCCACAGAAUUGCAGACUCUCUGAUUCAGCCACUGCCCCCUGGGCUCAAUUUGGGGGCUGAGCGGAUAGGGAGAAGAGGGAGAGAGGACAGAGGCUCUGGGCUUCUUAACGGGUGUCCUGGGCAGAACAGGAGCCCAGCUGGGAACCCCAGUAUGCGUGUGUUCACGCGUGCACGUGUCAGUGUGGGUGGUGUGUGUGUGCGUGCGCAUAGUCUCUACUCAGGAGUGGGGGCCACCAGGCCUUCUGAGAGUCUGAGAAACAGGUCCCAGAGCAGCACCCUUCCUUACCCCAAGGCUGCCAGGAAAGCCCAGGACCUCUAAUGUGUGUCUCCUCUGGAGGCUGGGGCUCCUCACCCAGCAUGCAGUGGGGCAGGCCUAGGCUCGGAUGUGCCAGGAGGGCUCACCUGGGACCUGGCCGUGCCCACUUGGUUCGCUAAACUCUUGGGGCUGCCGCGUGCCCUUUCUCCCCUGCCUGCCCCUCCCUGAGAGGUUAGAGUAUUUGCCCCCGUUUCCCUGAGGGCCAAGCCAGGCAGAAGUCAUGACCCACCACGGUAUGAGAAGAGCUCCAAAUCAGGACCAAAUCAGGACCAAAUCAGGACCCAGACUCGCGGCCUCCUGGGAGCCUGGCCCACAGCACCCACCCUGAGGCGAGCACGGCCCCUGAACCAGUGAGCAUGGGAAGGCGAGGCUGAGUGGGACAGAGGGAUGCUGCCCCGCCAGAAACGGGAGGUGACUUUCCAGGAUCCCUAGCACAGGGGGAGGGGGCCCAGCGGAGGCCAGAAAGGGAGGACCCCACCCCUCGGUGGGUGGGGCUGAGGAGCGCCAGGACGAUGUCGCGGCUGGAGGACAGGGAGAUCUCUCUCGGUGACAGGGGAGGCUCGCGGAAGCAGGAGAGGGCAGAGUGGGGCAGGCGCGCUGGGGUCCGGAACCGGCUGCCGUGACCGCUGCUCCCCCCCUGCCCCCCCCCCCAGCUGCUUGGCGGUGACGUCCAGCGGGGCGGGGACGGAAAGGGAGCCUGGCCCUUUAAGCGGCGGGCGGCCCUAGCCCGGGUGCGCGUUGCUGCGGAAUGCGGGCUGGUGAUGUCGCGGCGCCGGGUCGGUGCGCCCCCGCGGCCCGACCCCGCACGCGCCGCCCUCGGACCCUGGCCAGAGACCGCGGCGGGAGCGGCCCCUACGCGGAGGGGGGCUUUGCCACCUUCUCCUCCUGCUUCCCUGGCCUCUGUGAGGGUAAGCCUGCUGCCCUGCUGCCCAUGAGCCUCUCCCAGCCCUGCCUGCCUGUGCCCAGUGUGGGCCUGACCCGCAUCCUGCCUCACCUCUACCUGGGCUCUCAGAAAGAUGUCCUGAACAAGGACCUGAUGACCCAGAACGGAAUAAGCUAUGUCCUCAACGCCAGCAACUCUUGCCCCAAGCCGGACUUCAUCUGUGAGAGCCGCUUCAUGCGCAUUCCCAUCAACGACAACUACUGCGAGAAGCUGCUGCCCUGGCUGGACAAGUCCAUCGAGUUCAUCGAUAAAGCUAAGCUGUCCAGCUGCCAAGUCAUCGUCCACUGUCUGGCUGGCAUCUCCCGCUCGGCCACCAUCGCCAUCGCUUACAUCAUGAAGACCAUGGGCAUGUCCUCCGAUGACGCCUACAGGUUCGUGAAGGACCGGCGCCCAUCCAUUUCGCCCAACUUCAACUUCCUGGGCCAGCUGCUGGAGUAUGAGCGCAGCCUGAAGCUGCUGGCUGCCCUGCAGGGUGACGGGGCGCCCCACCCGGGGACGCCCGAGCCCCUCCCGGGCCCUGCCGCCCCACUGCCGCCGCCGCCACCACCUACCUCAGAGAGCGCUGCCACCGGGAGCGCGGCGGCCAGUGCAGCCAGGGAGGGCGCGCCCGCCGCCGGCGGGGAGCUGCCCGCGCCCUCCGCGGCGCCCGCCACCAGCGCGCUGCAGCAGGGCCUGCGUGGCCUGCACCUCUCCUCCGACCGCCUCCAGGACACCAACCGCCUGAAGCGCUCCUUCUCACUGGACAUCAAGUCGGCCUACGCCCCCAGCCGGCGGCCCGACGACCCGGGGCCCCCCGACCCCGGGGAGGCCCCCAAGCUCUGCAAACUGGACAGCCCGUCCGGGGGCGCGCUGGGCCUGCCCUCGCCGGGCGCCGACAGCCCGGACGCGGCGCCGGAGACGCGCCCGCGCCUCCGCCGGCGGCCCCGGCCUCCCGCCGGCUCCCCGGCACGCUCCCCGGCGCCCGGCCUCGGCCUCGGCCUGAACUUCGGCGAUGCCUCCCGGCAGACUCCGCGGCUCGGCCUUUCGGCCCUGUCGGCACCUGGGCUGCCUGGCCCCGGCCAGCCGGUCGGCCCCGGGAGCUGGGCGCCGCCGCUCGACUCUCCGGGCACGCCGUCGCCCGACGGGCCCUGGUGCUUCAGCCCGGAGGGCGCGCAGGGCGCGGGCGGCGCGCGGUUUGCACCCUUCGGCCGGGCAGGCGCGCAGGGCGCAGGGGGCGGCGACCUGCGGCGGCGGGAGGCGGCCAGGGCCGAGGCCCGGGACGCGCGGACCGGCUGGCCGGACGAAACGGCGGCCCCGGAGACACAGUUCAAGCGCCGAAGCUGCCAGAUGGAGUUCGAGGAGGGCAUGGUGGAGGGGCGCGCGCGCGGCGAGGAGCUGGCUGCCCUGGGAAAGCAGGCCAGCUUCUCGGGCAGCGUGGAGGUCAUCGAGGUGUCCUGACGGCGGCCGGGGACCCAGGGCCCGGCGCUCCGCCGCCCUCGGCUCCCUGGUCUGGGCCGCCAGCAGCCGGGCCCACUAUAAAUAUAUAUUAUAUAUAAUGCAAAGAAAGGUAAAUGGUUUUACUGCGAUUUUUAUCGAGAAGUAAAUAUUUCGAUUUUUUAUUUAUUUAAGCUGUUCAUUCUGGCAAUGAUUUGGCAACAGUGCGGGCGGUCCUCGGAGCUCUAUUUUUACUGUCUGGUAUUUAAACUGAAACACUCGUUUCUAAGCAAUAUGAGGCCACCUUCAGUCCCAAGCUGGGGUGCCAGGCCUGGGGUCCCCUCCCCGCCCCCCCCUCCCAGGAAACACUGCUGACCGUUGCAAAGAGGCUGCCGAGCUUUCGUGCACUUUUUACAUAAGAAAAAGGGGAAAAAAGGAGAAAAAAAACUUUGCCACAAACUGAGCCGCAGAACCUCCCUGUCCCUCCCUGCCCCCUCUUCUGCACUCCUCCUCCUCUGCUCUUUUCUCGGGCUCUGCACCAAAGUCUAGGUGGGGGAAGUGUCCCAGGAGCUGGGGCGUGACUGAGGCAGCUCUGCCAGCCGGAGGCACCCCCACUACCUGCCCCCCUGCCGCCCCCCCAACCCCUCCCCGUUGCCUGGUCGGUGUUGACUGGCAUUGGGCCUAGAGAGGCUAGGGUUUUUGGACAGGCUGGGGGUAGAACAGGAUAGGGGCUUGGUGAACGGCGCUCUUGAGUGUCAGAUGAUGUGGGUCCCCAGGGCAGGGACAGAGGUAGGAUGCCCCCCACUCCUGCCUGAGCCCAUGUCCAGUUUCACGGGUUCAGCAAGGCUGUUCCAUGGAUGCUGCCCCCCUCAACUCCACUUUGCGGGUGCUGCCUAGCACCACCUGCCAGGUGGGGGGGGAACAACAGGAGAGGGGCUCAGCCCCUGGGGGUAUCAGACGGGAGGAGCUGGCCUAGCCAGUUUUGGCUCCACUGGCCAGAGGGCAGAUGGAUUUAGAGUCUUGUUCUGGGCUCUUCCCCCAGCCAGCCCCCAGGCCCCAGGCCAGACUUGGAAUUCAGGUAUGUUCCUGCAGGUGGAGGGCCUCCAUGAGGAGUUGGCUGCCUUGCAUUGGGAGGGGGUGAUUAGCACUUGUCAGACCCUUACGCUUCCAGGGGAUGGGGGUCCUUAGCUUCGGGAGAGCCGUCUCCAGACAGAUAAAGACCCCUGAUGUGGGCAGAUGCAGGUGUCCCCCAUGCCUGCCCCCAGCCCCACGGGGUCCUUGGAGAAGAGCACUCCCACACUGCCCUUUUCUGGGGAGCUCUCGCUUCUGCAGCCUCCCUGGGAUCUUCACGGUGAUAUGCCAGGUGGCUUUUGGGCCCAGGUGGGCCAGCCUGGCAGUAAAGGCAGGGAAAAAGCCCCAGCUGCCCCCCGUCCCACACCUUCUUGGGUCAUUGGGACCCAUGGCUUUUGGAGGCAGGCGUAGAUGUCCCCCAACCUUCAGAUGUCCUAGAGUCUAGUGUGUGGGGGGGUUGCUGGCCGCCUUGGGAAGAGGCCAGGGGCUUGGCAGGAGGGCGGCUGGGCGGGGCCGAGUCCUCGGGGCAGCUGCCCCUCUGGUUGUUUCUUCCGUUUGUUCUGUUGACCUGCCGCCCUGUGCACCUGUCAUCCCUCCUUUAAGCAAAAGUCCUCUUCCUGUUCCCUCUGUCCCCACCCCGUUCCCCAAGAAAAUAAGCUAUCAUCGUUGUGUUUGCAAUCUAUGGAUUAGAGGUUUAAGUAUUUAUUAUUGGUUAAUUAUUAUUAUGAUUGAUUAUGUAAACUUGCCUUCUGUCUGUCUAUCGCGUUGGGUUUCUGAGAUGACCCUGGGUGUGGAGGAUGCACUGGUCCCCACCUCCGCGCCCCACCCCUGUGCUGUCCAGGAGACAGUGGUCUGGGGCCACUGGUUGGGCCCCGAACUCUGGAGGCAGGUCCCGCAGCCCCCGGUCCUUUCUUCUCUCUGCCCUCUGCCCUUUCUCUAGGGCCGCCAGCAUCUCUUGUGACUUCGGUCUUGGAGUGUGGGGGGCUCUUGCUCUUGAGGCCCUGGUCACCCCAAAGUGAGCAGCUGCAAUGUGGGGGGAGGUCCUGUCCCUGCCACCCCCUCUCCUGUCCCGGGGGGACCAGGCCCUGGCACAAGCCCCUCCCCGGUCAAUUCCACACACUGCCUGAGGUGGGGCCAGGGCCAGGCCCCAGCCCUCUCCAAGUCUCUCAGCCCUCCUCCCCUUCCCCCACCCCCCUCCCCCCCCCGUCCUGGCAUUGGGGGUGGCCCCAGAAUGGACCCUGCCCCCUCCUAAUAUUUGCUGGGAAGUCCAGCGGAGGGGAGGUGGCAGGUCCCCCGCAUGGCUCCCAGUCUCUCUGGACUGGGUGUCCCGCUCCUGCCUCAGAACCCCUCCCCCAGCGCGGCCACACUCUGCUCCCUGUCCUGUCCCCUUCUUUUGUAUUUGGAGACAAUGUGUUGUAAUAAAUCCCAAGAUGGACGUUUUC
Mirounga angustirostris (Northern elephant seal) is the source of this 6203-nucleotide messenger RNA. It is a transcript of the gene DUSP8, whose product is annotated as dual specificity phosphatase 8. Gene Ontology annotation, biological process: protein dephosphorylation; negative regulation of MAPK cascade. Gene Ontology annotation, molecular function: protein tyrosine/threonine phosphatase activity; MAP kinase tyrosine/serine/threonine phosphatase activity; MAP kinase tyrosine phosphatase activity. The record is from RefSeq and is a predicted model, not a curated record. Bases 2083 to 3714 code for a protein of 543 amino acids. Gene Ontology annotation, cellular component: cytoplasm. NCBI's taxonomy places the organism in Eukaryota, Metazoa, Chordata, Mammalia, Carnivora, Phocidae. The transcript has 5 exons.